Molecule: messenger RNA, 1158 nt
Organism: Medicago truncatula (barrel medic)
Lineage: Eukaryota; Viridiplantae; Streptophyta; Magnoliopsida; Fabales; Fabaceae
Product: F-box/kelch-repeat protein At3g23880
Exons: 1
Coding region: 1-1158 (385 amino acids)
Molecular function (GO): protein binding
Source: RefSeq, a predicted model, not a curated record
AUGGUAACCCUAAAAUCACUCUUUGUCUCUUCCGACCCACCAUCGCUUCCCUCUCUUCCGAUGGAACUCAUGGAAGAAAUUCUGUGUAGGCUUCCCGUCAAGCUCCUCAUACAACUUCGAUGUUUAAGUAAGUCUUUCAAUGACCUAAUUUCUGAUCCUAAAUUUGCUAGAAAACACAGCAUGUCAACCAUGCAUCGCCACCACCUCGUCGUAACCUACACAGAUUAUGACAUAAGCUUAAGCCCAGGAGGGUCAAGGAUAAUCUCUUACCCACUUCACUCCAUUUUCUACCCACGCUACUCCAUUUUUGACUCGAUCCUUGAACACACCAGAUUAGAAUAUCCUUUUGACAAAGAAUAUAUUAUUAAUUGUGGCUCUUGCAAUGGAAUACUUUGUUUAGCUUUGAAACAAAAACGUGUUGCUAAAGUAAAUAAUGUCCUUUUGUGGAACCCUUCCAUAAAAAAAUUCAAAUUAUUGCCUUCUUUGAAAAACACUCCGGUAAACAACUGUCGUCAUGAUCCUGUAUUUGGCUUUGGAUAUGAUCAUGUAUUUGAUGUCUACAAGGUAGUUGUUAUUUUUUCCAAAACUCAAGGAAUGAUUCAUACUUUGGGUACUGAUACUUGGAGAUUGAUUAAUGGGGAUUUCCCUCUUCCUGUUUAUGAUUUGAAAUUCGUGAGUGGUGCGCUGAAUUGGAUUCCAUAUUUGAAGAAUUAUAUUCAUAGUCUUGCUUCUUUUGAUUUGGUGACUGAGUCGUAUAAAAGACUUUUGCAGCCUAACUAUGGAGCGGAAUUUGUGUAUAAUUUGAACUUGGAUGUCUCGAGGGAUUGUUUGCGUAUCUUUGCUAGUAGACAAAGGUUUUUUGAUGUUUGGCUGAUGAAAGAGUAUGGAAAUGAAGGGUCUUGGACUAAAUUGUUUCAUGUUCCUUACUUGGAAGAAGAUCCUUUCAUUUCUAAAUAUGCCACGUACCCGCUGUGGCUUUCCGAAGAAGACCAAGUGCUAAUGAAUCAUACAUUCUCGUUGCAAAGUGAUUCGAAUUAUUUGUCCAUUUAUGAUUUAAAAAAUGGUACUUUUAAGUUUCCAAAGAUUCAUAACAUCAAAAGUUUUAAUGGGGUUACCCUUGAAGUUUGCGUUCAGAGUUUGAUAUCACCUUGUUUCUAA